CUGUAAGACUCGCUAUGUCACUCCGCAAAACAUCUUGUCGGGCAUGUGUGGCUGCCAAGCGACGGUGUGACCAUGGGGUACCCAGCUGCUCUCGCUGUUGCAAGAAAUCUAUUACAUGUCGCUAUCCAUAUCCGCCUCCACCGGCUAAGGGAGAUCAGACUGCACCACUAGAUGUCCAUGUAGGGUCCAGUCUCGAGAUUGAUCCCACGGGCUCGAGCACAUGCGAACUUGCUCCGGUGGAGGACUCCAUACAACCAUCCAUGAUCUCCGACCGAAGAGAUGACAUUGUUAACCCAACGUGGUUCCUAGAGGGCCCCAUGACUUCCAGUCAAGCCUGGAACUUUUCUCAAGGGGCGUCAGGCUGGCGUCCUCUUCCCAGCUCAGCAGAUGGUUUUACUUCAGCAUUACUCCGACUCGAACGCAGAGUCUUGGAGUUUUGGCCCCGCGCUCAGGAUACGGAAACCUGGGGAUUUUGUGUCCGGACGUUCAUUGGUUACGUCGAUCAUUUUCUAGAUACGGGCACAAUGCCACUCAUCGGGUCUCUGGCCGAUCGCACAUCAGAUCUUCCGCCACUUCUGCGUGAAGCAUACGGGGUUUGCGCCGCAUAUCGAGCAUCCAAGAACGCGAAAAAGCCUUUCUACCACCAACUCCUGAACGCAGCCGUCAAUAACAUGAGUCGAAGUAUCUCAGCUCACACAGAUUUGCAACGCCAACUGGACCGUAUUCAAGCCUUGGUCCUCUACUAUAUCAUAUUCCUAGCUGGUGGCAUCACCAACAAGCCGCUCCUUCGACAACUAGACCGUAUGCUGGCGCAGGGCACCGCUGACCUAGAGCGGAUGGAACUAUCAAGUCGCCAAGCGACCCGAUACAAAACACAGUUGGACUCUCAUUUUUCCGAGAGCCAUUUAAAUGGCUGGGUACUUUGCGAAAGUGCUCGUCGACUGGUCAUGAUUUCGUAUCUGGUGCGCGCCGUUCACUCGGUCAUCCAGUUCCAGAGAUGCAACUAUAUCAAAUAUCUGGCGGGGCUGCCGGUUUCCACUAAAUCAUACGCGGAGCUUUGCUGGGAGGAAUUCAUUUAUGAAAGGGAGCAAAGCCCGGGACAAUCAAUUUCUGGAGUCAUAUCGUAUGAUGAAUUUGUGAGCGACUGGGAGCAAGGAGGACUUGUUCAAGUGGAUGAGUUCAGGCAUCUUUUGCUAGUGGCGUGUAAAGGGUUGGGGUCUGUACGAGAAAGAACAUCGAAGGAGCUGGUUCCCACCUUUGACCCUCUUCAUGCAUGA
This is a messenger RNA of Aspergillus novofumigatus IBT 16806, 1277 nucleotides long. Its product is annotated as Zn(II)2Cys6 transcription factor domain-containing protein. Bases 15 to 1277 code for a protein of 420 amino acids. Gene Ontology annotation, molecular function: DNA-binding transcription factor activity, RNA polymerase II-specific; zinc ion binding. The record is from RefSeq and is a predicted model, not a curated record. The transcript has a single exon. Lineage: Eukaryota; Fungi; Ascomycota; Eurotiomycetes; Eurotiales; Aspergillaceae. Gene Ontology annotation, biological process: regulation of DNA-templated transcription.